Molecule: messenger RNA, 1738 nt
Organism: Xiphophorus maculatus (southern platyfish)
Lineage: Eukaryota; Metazoa; Chordata; Actinopteri; Cyprinodontiformes; Poeciliidae
Product: NADH dehydrogenase [ubiquinone] flavoprotein 1, mitochondrial-like
Exons: 9
Coding region: 134-1639 (501 amino acids)
Biological process (GO): mitochondrial electron transport, NADH to ubiquinone
Molecular function (GO): FMN binding; 4 iron, 4 sulfur cluster binding; NADH dehydrogenase (ubiquinone) activity
Source: RefSeq, a predicted model, not a curated record
GCUCCGCUUCUUCAGCCGCAGCAGGUUUAAAAGUGGAUUUGACCGCAUGAGGAGAGACCUGGAAGCCUAAGAGGAACAGGAGUCGGAGCUUCAACAGGUUGGAGUGAUCUGGAAGCGGUCGUCUCCCCGCAGGAUGCUGCUGCCGCUGCCUCCGCGGAUGUUGCGGGGCGCUGCGGCGCGACAGGUCGCUCAGAAGCUCGCGUACAGCUCAGCGGCGCAUGCGCAGAUGAAACCCAAAAAGGCAAAGUUUGGUCCUCUGAGUGAUCAGGACCGGAUCUUUACUAACCUUUAUGGCCGGCAUGACUGGAGACUCAAAGGAGCGCUCGAAAGAGGAGACUGGUAUAAGACCAAAGAGAUCGUCCUGAAAGGACCCGAAUGGAUCCUAAACGAGGUGAAGAUCUCAGGCCUCAGAGGCAGAGGGGGUGCAGGAUUCCCCACUGGGAUGAAGUGGAGUUUCAUGAACAAACCCAGUGAUGGCAGGUAUAAAGGACAUCUUUCACCACAUACAACCUUAAUGCCCACCUCAACAUUCAAGUGCAUUUCCUUCUUUCCCCUGUCCAGGCCCAAGUACCUGGUAGUGAAUGCGGAUGAGGGGGAACCUGGGACGUGUAAAGACCGAGAGAUCCUGCGUCACGACCCCCAUAAGCUCAUUGAGGGAUGCCUCGUUGCUGGAAGAGCCAUGGGGGCUCGGGCGGCGUACAUCUAUAUCAGAGGAGAGUUUUACAAUGAGUCAUCAAAUCUGCAGGUGGCUAUUAAUGAGGCAUACAAGGCCAGGCUGAUUGGGAAGAAUGCCUGUGGUUCAGGGUAUAACUUUGAUGUGUUUGUGAUGCGCGGGGCCGGCGCUUACAUCUGCGGAGAGGAGACGGCACUCAUUGAGUCUCUUGAGGGCAAGCAAGGCAAACCUCGUCUAAAGCCACCUUUCCCUGCAGAUAUAGGCGUCUUUGGAUGCCCAACAACAGUGGCCAACGUGGAGACCGUUGCUGUGGCGCCUGCUAUCUGUCGCCGUGGCGGAGCUUGGUUUGCCAGCUUUGGGAGGGAGAGGAACUCUGGGACGAAGCUGUUCAACAUCUCGGGUCACGUGAACUUCCCAUGCACCGUGGAGGAAGAGAUGUCGAUUCCUUUGAGAGAGCUCAUCGAGAGACAUGCAGGAGGAGUGAGGGGAGGCUGGGGCAAUCUAUUAGGAGUGAUCCCAGGAGGCUCCUCCACUCCCAUCAUCCCUCAGCAUGUGUGUAGCGACGUUCUGAUGGAUUUUGAUGACCUGGUCCGCGCGCAGACGGCUCUGGGAACUGCAGCGGUUAUAGUCAUGGACAAAUCAACAGAUGUGAUUAGAGCCAUUGCACGUUUGGUUGAGUUUUAUAAGCACGAGAGCUGUGGCCAGUGCACCCCCUGCAGGGAAGGAGUGGACUGGAUGGAUAAAAUGAUGUGGCGGUUUGUGCGAGGAGACGCAGCCGUGUCAGAAAUCGACAUGAUCUGGGAGCUCAGCAAACAGAUCGAGGGUCACACUAUUUGUGCCCUGGGAGACGGAGCGGCUUGGCCUGUUCAGGGUCUAAUACGCCACUUUCGGACUGACAUGGAAAACCGCAUUGCUCAGCAUAAAGAGAAAAAUCCUCCAAGGAAGCAGAAGAUUGAGAUGAUCUGAACUGGGACGUUUCCUGCAUUUUAUCCAACACAAUAAUAAAACAUCCAAGUUAUAAAUGAUUUUUGAAGCUAAAGGUUUUAGGAAACUAUUGAAUUCAGC